AUGGCUUUUACAUUGGAAUAUAAGACUUUUAUGAUUGAGUCUUACUUUCGAAAUGGUCAAAAAAUCGACGGACAAUGGCAAUAUUCAAUUCCUGACACGUGGACCGAAUUUAGAGAGCAAUUUCCAAUAAAUAUUGUGGAUUAUGCUAAUUUUUGCAAUGCUUUAAAGCGUAGUGUGGGACAGUUCAGAGAAACUGGGUCUUUGCAAAGAAAACCAGGAGCUGGCAAAACAAAAAACAAGAGAACUCCUGAAAAUAUUGAAAAUGUUCGAGAAAUCAUGGACGAAGUCCCAACAACGUCUAUUCGUCAUUUGCAACAACAAGUGGACUUGUCAUAUGGCACUUGCCGAACAAUAUUGAAAAAAGACUUGGGAUUAUUUGCUUAUCGAUUACAAUGUGUGCAAGAAUUACAUCACGGGGAUUUUCCAAUAAGACGUGAAUACUGUGAGUGGUUUUUGAACACAUUUGAUGAUGAACUGCUAGAGAAGACAUUUUUUACGGAUGAAGCUUGGUUCCACUUGAGUGGUUAUGUUAAUUCCCAAAAUAUGCGAAUGUGGAGCCAAGAGAAACCACCUUUUUAUGUUGAGGCCCCACUUCAUGCACAAAAAAUUGGUGUUUGGGCUGCAAUUAGCCGAAGACGCAUCAUAGGCCCAUUCUUUUUUAAUGGCAAUUUAACAGCCAUUCGAUAUCUGGAAGAAAUUUUGGGGCCAUUCAUAAGAGAACUCCAUGAUGAUGAAUUAGCUUUUGGUUUUUUCCAACAAGACGGUGCCACAGCACAUACUGCUCAAAUAACAAUAGCGACAUUACGAGAGUUUUUUGACCAAAGAGUCAUUAGUCGAAAUACUGAACACAUCUGGCCUCCAAGAUCAUGUGAUCUUACACCUGCUGAUUUUUUUCUCUGGCCGCAUUUAAAGAAGACAAUUUAUUGUACUCCUGUUAAUGAUUUGGAAGAUUUAAGGAACAGAAUAACCGAAAAAAUCAACGAAAUAAACAACAAUGAGGUUAUGUUGAACAAUGUCAGUGAUGCAGUUCGAAGAAGAGCUUUGCUGUGUUUACAAGAAAAUGGGGAACAUUUUCAGCAUUUAUUGUGAAUGGGGACUUUAAAUAAAGUGUUUAAUGCUCUAAUGGAAAUUAAUUGUGAA
This is a messenger RNA of Zophobas morio, 1140 nucleotides long. RefSeq lists its product as uncharacterized. The coding region runs from base 1 to 1089 and encodes 362 amino acids. Gene Ontology annotation, molecular function: nucleic acid binding. The transcript has 2 exons. The record is from RefSeq and is a predicted model, not a curated record. NCBI's taxonomy places the organism in Eukaryota, Metazoa, Arthropoda, Insecta, Coleoptera, Tenebrionidae.